This is a messenger RNA of Gracilinanus agilis (Agile Gracile Mouse Opossum), 1053 nucleotides long. RefSeq names its product olfactory receptor 1361-like. Gene Ontology annotation, molecular function: olfactory receptor activity; G protein-coupled receptor activity. Gene Ontology annotation, cellular component: membrane. Gene Ontology annotation, biological process: G protein-coupled receptor signaling pathway. The transcript has 3 exons. The record is from RefSeq and is a predicted model, not a curated record. NCBI's taxonomy places the organism in Eukaryota, Metazoa, Chordata, Mammalia, Didelphimorphia, Didelphidae. The coding region runs from base 1 to 1053 and encodes 350 amino acids.
AUGAACAAAGAAAAUCGAACCAGUAUUUCUGGAUUCCUUCUCCUGGGUUUCUCUGAGCUACCAGAACAGCAAAUAAUUAUCUCCUGGUUGUUCCUGUGUGUAUAUCUGGUCACAGUGGUUGGGAACUUUCUCAUCUUGCUGGCCAUUGGCUUAGAUGCUCACCUUCACACGCCCAUGUACUUCUUUCUGGCCAACCUCUCCUUUGUUGACAUUUGUUUUUCAUCAGUCACAAUACCCAAGGUACUAGUGAACCACAUAUUGGGAAGUAAAUCUAUCUCUUAUAAAGAAUGUAUGACACAGAUAUAUUUCUUUAUCACUUUCAUAAAUAUGGAUGGAUUCCUACUGGGAGUUAUGGCAUAUGACCGCUAUGUGGCCAUCUGCCAGCCCCUGCACUAUACCACUAUCAUGCGCCCUAGACUCUGCAUCUCUUUGGUGAUGGUAUCAUGGGUCAUCACUCACCUGCAUGCCCUCUUACACACACUACUCAUGGUUCAACUUUCCUUCUGCUCUAACAACAUCAUCCCCCACUUCUUCUGUGAUCCAUACCCCAUCCUUAAGCUCUCCUGUUCUGACACCUACCUCAAUGACUUGAUGGUAUUCACUGUGGGUGGAUUAGUGUUCAUGACUCCAUUCACAUGCAUCACUAUUUCCUAUGCCUAUAUCUUCUCCAAAGUACUGAAGAUUCCAUCUACACAGGGAAUACAGAAAGCCCUGUCCACGUGUGGCUCCCAUCUCACAGUAGUCUCUCUCUUUUAUGGUGCUAUCAUGGGAAUCUAUCUGCGCCCAUCAUCCUCCUAUUCAGCUAAGGACAUGGUUGCCACAGUAAUUUUCACCAUAGUAACUCCGAUGCUUAACCCUUUCAUCUAUAGUCUAAGGAAUAGAGACAUAAAGGCAGCCCUACAAAAACUCUUCUCAAGGCAUAACACAGUGCAUAAAACUCUCAUUCAUCAUCACAGACUUAUGGAUGCCCUUAUUCUCAUUAACAGCCACUUGGGUGGAGGGCUCUUGGCUGGCAUCGCAGACUCACAAUUGCUCAUUAUAAUUCCUGAUUAA